Messenger RNA from Wyeomyia smithii (pitcher-plant mosquito), 710 nucleotides. RefSeq names its product UPF0235 protein C15orf40 homolog. The transcript is spliced from 2 exons. Lineage: Eukaryota; Metazoa; Arthropoda; Insecta; Diptera; Culicidae. The record is from RefSeq and is a predicted model, not a curated record. Gene Ontology annotation, cellular component: cytoplasm. The coding region runs from base 186 to 611 and encodes 141 amino acids.
UAAAAUGAUUGCAACACAUCGACAAACCGAUGUGUGUAUUGAUUCGAGCAAAAAGUGCUCGAAAAAUACACCACAAAGCAAUGCUAAAAAUAUGUAAAGCAACGUAAACAAAACAUGAACUGAUUUCAACCGGUAAUCGUGGUUUAAUUGUGCAGUUUCUUUUAUCAGAAUACCCUUCGCAAGGUAUGAAAAUAUUGCAGCUUUUCCGCGACAUGUCCAGUAAGUCGAAAGCAUCGAAAACUGCGAAAAAUGCCGGUAAGCAGGUUGGAACUACGGCUGCUGCAGCACAACAGACACAAGGACCGGUCUACGUAGAUCCCAAAACAGGAGCUGUGAUGAUCAAGAUUCAGGCAAAGCCGGGAGCCAAGUUUAACGGAAUAACUGAUAUCCACGAAGAUGGUGUUGGAGUACAGAUUGCUGCUCCACCAAUCGACGGCGAAGCCAACACCGAACUAGUCAAAUACCUGGCUAAGUUGCUGGAACUGCGCAAAAGUGACGUCAGUUUGGACAAGGGCUCCAAGUCCCGCCAGAAAACGGUGGUACUGGAGAAAGGAUGCCGCACCCCGGAACAGGUGCUGGAGUGUUUUCGGAAGGAAGCUCAACAAACGUAAUCCGUCGGUUUUAGCUACAUACUUUUUCUUUUAUUUUCCUCACAUUCUACGUGUAUAUUUAUACUUUUUCCUCCAACGAAUAAAAUCAUUGUAAAACGA